GUCCCAAUACCACUGCGACAUUGACCCUUAUAUCCACCAGAAGCACGUCCCACCAAGCCAACCAGCCUGACUGGCCGGCUCGCGGGACCGUCACAUAGAUGUAGAUCCGGCAGAUCCCCAACGGUCAUUUACCAAUGACAACGGGGACAGCCACCAAAGCCAAUAGCUCAUAAUUGUUUCUAACCUCCAGUUAAACCCUUAGAGCUAUUGACUUCAAUAGUUAGAAAGCAAUUCUCAACCACCGGUUACCGACCAAGCCCGGUAAUCCAGCUCUGAUCUACAUCAACCACCACCAACAGCCACACGCAACACUACCACCAUGACGACCAUCAAGUAUGAUCCGACUCAGGACUUCAUACACUCAACACUCACCAGCAUCACUGGCCGCCCCACCCGCACAGGCAUCAAACGCCUAGAAAAAGAAAACAAAGACAAUGCACGUCAGAUCCAUAGCCUCCGCGGCAAUGGCAACGAAGGACACUUACGCCUCUGCUACACCCUAGACAGGUUCAAUGCAAGGCCUGCAGUAGCCGGAACACCAUGGGUCGACCCAGUCCAUCCAGGAACACGCCCAGAUGUCCCCGAUGGAGCCACCGGACCCCAAAUCACGCGCAUGGUCUCAGCACACAAGUAUGACCUCACCGAAUUCCAGCUCUUCCAAUCCACCGAAAAGGCCCUCUUACGCAAGA
This is a messenger RNA of Seminavis robusta, 689 nucleotides long. The record is from the annotation of a GenBank genome assembly. Lineage: Eukaryota; Bacillariophyta; Bacillariophyceae; Naviculales; Naviculaceae.